AGCCAUUUUGUCUCAAGCCAACAUUCCCAAAGGCUGACGUAUGCAAUAGGCGUGAAGCACAAGGCUCAUGAGUCCCUUGCGGUUCUUGUGCGUCGUUGCUGUGCCAUGCUUGGCAAUCGAUGGCGGAGAUGUGCUGGAUGCCAUGCUCGGUUCAGCACCUGAGGCGCAGCCGGUGGUUGUAGAUCCUGCUCUUCCCAAAGCACCGCCACCGAUCAUCUCUCCCAACAAGCCCGGAUGCGCUGUGGACCUGACCUCAGUGCUCUACACAUUGACGUUGGUCAGCCGCUACAUCACGUACUCCACAACAGACUGCUCCCAGCCAGGCCAAACAUCAGCAGUCUGUGCGGACGAUAUCACCAGCACGAUCAGACGAGUCGCGAGCACCGUCAGCUAUCUCGCUGACGCAGUGUUCACAUGUGGCAAUGUGGAUGGGUCUUGCACGCAGACAAUUUCAGGCGCCAUAGCAGCUGUGGCCUCCGCCACUGAUGACAUGGUCAUGUUGGAGCCCACAUGCUUUGACGAGCUGUUGUGUACCUAUCAAGUCUUCAGCUUUCUUAGCGACGGAGUCAGUGCAGCAAAGAACAUUGACACGGCCGUCCUGCAGUGCCAGAUUCAAGCAGAUGGGGGCGAUGAUGGGGACGACGGCGACGAUGGGGCCGAUGGGGACGGAGGUGGCGACAGCGGGGGGGCGCCUGCGCCCGCACCCCCACCGCUGACGGCUGAUCAAGUGGCUGCACUGUACCCGGGCGCAACGACUCUAGCACCACAAAGGUUGUUGCCGGAGGCCCUCCGAGGAUCAGGUGCCCGUCACCCGUCAGUGCUCCCGCCCAACUCCGACGGCUUGGAUUGAGCGACUUAUGCUUGCCUUAUCCAUGUAGACAGUUACCAGCAUCUCUCCCAAUCUCUUGAUCAGAAUCCCUGCUACUUG
Effrenium voratum is the source of this 928-nucleotide messenger RNA. The record is from the annotation of a GenBank genome assembly. NCBI's taxonomy places the organism in Eukaryota, Dinophyceae, Suessiales, Symbiodiniaceae.